AUGUCAGCAAAGAGACUACUGACCACUGUCCUCUCAGGACAGACGGAAGCAAGUUUUUCACCGCCGCCACUCGUAAGAAAAUUGAGAAAAAAGGACUACAAAAAACUCUUGACCGCCGAGUUUCGAAAAGAAAAUGAGCGACGCAGGGAGGAAUCCUUGAGAAGGAAGGCACAAGGGAAAAAAGAAAUGAAUAAAGGACAAGACUUGUUGGACCCGAAAGUUUCCAAGACAGGAGCAACUCAUUCAAUUUUACCAACAAGAAUGAGAGAUCGACUACCCAAGUCAACACUUAGGCCUACACCAGUAAAGAAAGUCAAAGAUCCUUCGGAAGAGAGGAUCAUUUUCGUUGAUGGUACAAAGAAAACAGUACCGAUAAUAAAUCAGCCAAAAGCAUCGAAAAGUUACCGAUACAAUGAUAUGAAGAGAUAUCGAGAUGAAUUGAAGCUGAGAAGAUACGAGUUUAAAUUGGAACUGGGAUUGGCAGCAUCUCGUGAUUCUGAUAAGAGGAGUAAGGUUAACUCAGGAGAAACCGCAUCUAGUUUUAAUAAUGAUGAUUUGGAUAGUACUGUAAUAAAUCGAUCGACAGAUUCACAAACAUCCGACGACACAACCAUUUCUAAGGCGCCGGAAGACCUUCUAAGGAAUCAACGAAUGUUGCAUGAGAAGAUGCGAGCAGAACGUGAAGCUCGAUUUAAAAAAAUCAAAGAAACCUCGGAGAUUCUGUCUUUAACUUCAAGUCAACCAUUUACACCAGAAGGGUAUAAAGAUAGAAAAAAGGAGAUCGGAUUGGAUAAGUACGAAGCUUAUCAAUCAAUGAAACGUCAAGAUAGACUAAAUUAUUUAAUAAAUUUAUAUCACAGUGCAUCGGAUUUCGUGACACUAAAUAACUUGGAUGAAAGAAUUGAGGAAGCCUUUAACAAAAAACGAAUUUAUGCAAAUACUUUGGACGAUAUGCGAAUAAAUUAUAAAGAAAUGGGAGGUGUUGGUAUUGAAGAAGUUGAGAAAAGGCUAACUCAGAUCAGUGAUAUAUUAGAAGGAACAUCCCGUGGACGUCCGGGACUAGAUGUGAUUAAAUCAUUUGAUCCGUCCAUUAAACUUAUCGAGGUUGAAACAAAAGAAGAUAAUGAAGUGCAGAGCAUAGAAAUCCAUGAAUCAACAACAAAUUCAUCGUUGGAAGAAGAGGGGAUGGAUAAAUAG
This is a messenger RNA of Acaulospora morrowiae, 1197 nucleotides long. The record is from the annotation of a GenBank genome assembly. NCBI's taxonomy places the organism in Eukaryota, Fungi, Glomeromycota, Glomeromycetes, Diversisporales, Acaulosporaceae.